CAUUAUAACCUGGGAGGGAAAUGUCAUCAAUAUAGAAUAGCCUUGGCCUGAAUUCCCAGAUUUGACAAGUUCGAUGCUCAAGUUCACCAUACACACAAACUAAUUUUCUGAGCAAGCUUCAUGAUAUGAACCUGGGUAUGGAUUCUCACAUAACUUGGUCACAUACACACAUAUAGUAAUUUAGGUAAUUGGUGAUGAAAUAAUAAUUAAGUUUUCUGGCUUUUAACAUGAAAAUUUUAAAAAGGUUGAACAAUUGGAUUACUCAGAGCCAGCCAUAAACCAUAACCCAGAUCUGUGGUUUCAAGUUCAAACCAAGGUUUUGGAGUUCAAGACUGCUUUAAGGUAAGUAGCCAAGAAAAAAUAUCUUUGGCACUACACAUAUUUUACAUGAAUCCCACAGAUACCAUUGGUAAACAACACACACAGAGCUUUUCUAAAAUGUAGACAUUUUAAUAUUUUCCGAGUAGAAUGGUAUAUUUCAUUUGAUCCUUCAAUAACAACUCUUGCUUAUAAAUACCAGCUUUUGGCACAGCGCCUGAUUCAAUAUUCAUUGAACUAAUGAAAAUGGUAAAGAAGGAAAAUCAAUUGAACGUAAACCGCGACAGAGGGAGAGAUUAUAUAAGGGCAAUGAAAGUUCUGCUCUAGAUUUACAGUCCAACCUCACUUACAUAAGUGCAAAAUAUUUUCUCCUUUGUGUUACUCCCCAGUAUAGCAAUUUUGCACCAAGAGCAUUUUCUUCACCAGGAAGAACAAUUAGCUCCCUGUUCCCCAAUGUUGUUCAUGCCAUCAAUUGUCUAGGUUCUCAGCAAGUGGGGCACGUCAUUGAGCGGUUCAAGUCCCUCAGGUAAAAUUAAGGGGCCAAUUGUUGCUGUGUUCAGGCUUGGCCUGUGACUGUUCAUGAUGCUCAUGGGUUUGUGAAGUUGAAAAACGGCAUGUGGCAUGCUUUUCAAGCCCGUUGUCAAAACAUUGGUCUGAUCCCUACUUUUGUGUGGUCUUAGAUGCGUGUUUCAAAUAUGUAGACAAAUACUAACUCCUAUUUUCAAGGGGGAAAACCAAGCCCAGGUGAGUGGCAAGCUUCACCCGGAGCGAGGCCAAGGGGCGAAGAGAGACAGAGAGGAGGAGGAGAGAGGAGGCAAGGGGAGAGACCGGCUGCUGUCCUCAGGAUCCCUCUCUCGGGUUUGCUCUUUGCCAACUGGCUGUCACUCUGUCCCACAGCAGAGACUGGAGGCGAGGCAGGCAGAGCAAAACAAAAACAAAACAAAGCAGACCUUCCAAUCACAGAAUCUCAGCGAGUCCCCAGGUGGGAAUUCCUGAGCCCUGUCUUCAACCGGGGAGCCCUGUCCAUGGUCCUGACCACAUCCAUCUCCCAGUCCCCUGCGGACUUUGGAUGCCGCACGCACCGGAGAACCGGGUCCCUCCGUGGUGGGCCAGGCCCUGGGAAGCCCCGGGCCGAGCAGGUCGCGCUGCCCGCACAGGCUCAGGGGGCCUCGGGCAGGUCUCAGGUGCGGAUGCCCGGGCUUCUCGGACCGGGCACCUGUUUUGAAUCACGGCGCGAGGCGCGGUGGGGGCGGUGGGGUGGGGGCGGGGGUGGCGUCACGUGCGGCGGCGCCCCGGGAAGGUUCCAUUUCCUCCGCAGCUCGUGCCCGCGGCGCUCCGGGCCCCUCCUCCGCCCCGCCCAGCCCGCCCCGCCCGCGGCCCGGUCCCAGCCCCGCAGCCCGGCGUGUGCGGGGCCGGCCCCGCCCCUCCCGCCGGCCGCCUCCGCGCGCCGUCCGCCCUCACGCCCGGCCGCCCGCGCCCCCGCGAUCCAGUUGGUGCGGUCCGUGGCAAGCACAUCAUGGCGAUUGAAGGUGGAGAAAGAACCUGUGGAGUACAUGAACUUAUUUGUAUUAGAAAAGUAUCUCCAGAGGCAGUUGGAUUUUUGUCAGCUGUUGGGGUGUUUAUUAUCUUGAUGCUGCUCCUUUUUCUCUAUAUUAAUAAGAAGUUCUGUUUUGAAAAUGUUGGCGGGUUUCCAGAUCUUGGUUCAGGAUACAGUACAAGGAAGAACUCACAAGAUAAAAUUUAUAAUUCCUACAUGGACAAAGAUGAGCAUGGUUCAUCCUCUGAAAGUGAAGAUGAAGCAUUGGGUAAAUACCAUGAGGCCUUAUCCCGAACACACAAUUCCAGAUUCCCACUGGCCGAUUCUAGACAACAGAAUUAUACUUGGGAAACAAGACAAAAAUAUAGCCCUCUAUCUGCAGAGUAUGAUGGAUACAGUAGUGAAGCAUCCCUAGAUGAAGGAAACUGCAUUCAGAGAAUGAGAAGAACACCCCCACUGGAUGAAUUGCAGCCACCACCAUAUCAGGAUGACAGUGGUUCUCCCCACCUCUCAUGUACACCCUCAGAAAUUGGGGACAGUAAAUGUGAAUUUUCCCACUGCAGCAACAGUCCAAGAUGCUCAUAUAGCAAGUGCCCGAGCGAAGGAAGCACAGGUCGUGGAAUAGAAGGUUUUCGUAACAAAGGAUGCGAAGAAGAUGUUCCAAGCGACAGCACUGCAGUCCUGAGCCCUGAAGAUAUGUCAGCUCAAGGAUCAUCUUCACAGCUUCCCAAACCUUUUGAUCCUGAGCCAGAAGCUAAAUAUGGCACACUGGAUGUGACUUUUGACUAUGACUCACAAGAACAGAAGCUUCUGGUAACAGUGACAGCUGUCACAGAUAUCCCAACAUAUAACAGGACAGGUGGCAACUCGUGGCAAGUACACCUUGUUCUUCUACCUAUAAAGAAACAGAGAGCAAAAACCAGCAUCCAGAGAGGACCAUGCCCUGUCUUCACAGAAACAUUCAAAUUUAACCAUGUUGAAUCUGAGAUGAUUGGAAAUUAUGCAGUUCGAUUUAGACUGUAUGGUGUACAUCGCAUGAAAAAAGAAAAGAUUGUGGGGGAAAAGAUUUUUUAUUUAACAAAAUUGAAUCUUCAAGGGAAAAUGUCAUUACCUGUGAUAUUGGAACCUUCUUACAAUCAUUCUGGCUGUGACUCCCAAAUGAGCAUGUCCGAAGUGUCCUGUAGUGGAAGUACAUCCUCAUGUCAGUCCCUUGAACACGGCUCAGUUCCAGAAAUCCUCAUCGGCUUGCUUUACAACGCCACCACUGGAAGACUCUCAGCAGAAGUCAUAAAAGGCAGCCACUUCAAAAACUUGGCAGCAAACAGACCACCCAAUGGACUGUUCUGUUGUCUAAAACACUUGAUAGGUGGACAGGUUUAUAUAAUCCGAGAUACAUAUGUUAAAUUAACUCUACUGAAUUCCAUGGGUCAAGAAAUGUCUAAAUGCAAGACAUCCAUCCGCAGAGGGCAGCCAAAUCCAGUGUACAAGGAAACUUUUGUGUUUCAAGUGGCCCUAUUUCAGCUUUCUGAUGUGACACUUAUACUGUCCGUGUAUAACAAACGCAGCAUGAAAAGAAAAGAGAUGAUAGGCUGGAUUGCGCUAGGUCUGAACAGCUCUGGAGAAGAGGAGCUCAAUCACUGGACUGAAAUGAAGGAGUCGAAAGGACAGCAAGUGUGUAGAUGGCACGCGCUGCUGGAGUCGUGAUGGUCAGAGCGCGCGCGCGUGCGCAUGCGCAGCCCCGGGCCUCCUUAUUCCCAAUGGCACCACUGCUGUUCUUGCCGACCCACCAUUAGAAGAGUUCUCCUUUGAAGAAUCACCUUCAGCAUUCCACCAAAAUGUUUUAAAUUGUGUGGUAGAGUAUCUAAUACUGACAUAAGUGAAGAGAGGCUACAUCUCUGGUGGAGCUUGUUUGGGAAGGGGAAAGACUAAUGACGUCAUUAUUAAAUUAACUGCCUCCAGAGCUUUCAGAGCAUGCUCUUGAGUUAGAGUUGAUUUUACUUUAGCAAAAGAGCCAGUCGUUUAUUCUAUGAAAAAUCGAAAUUAUAAAUGAUUUUCAUUAGAAUUUUAGUUGCAACACUAUUUUAGAUCACACUACAUAUAAUCCAUAAAGCAUAUGUGGACUGGCCCAUCCCUGAUGUUCGCAGUGUACUGUAAUAAGAGAAAGGAGUUCUCCGCCUCUGCCGUAAGUCAUAGCCGAUGUCGAAGGGUUCCGGUCACGUUGAACAUUGUUUUAUUUCUGAUGUUUUCCCUUUGUGCACUUAGGUUCAUCACGCCUCAGCUCUUCUCAGCACUAAGUCUAAGUGCAAGCGAGAUUUCAUUGUUGUAAAAAUAAUUUAAUGUUAUUUUUUAAACUCAUGACUUCAUUUGCCUCUGCUUUUGCCUGAUCCAAAGAGACCAGGUCACUGCACUGGUCCCUUGCAAGUCUCCUAGACAGGUUGUACUGUAGAACUACGUAACUUUCUGUUGAAAGCACUUCCUGUAUUCUUGUAUUCCAAUGUAGGAAGCUAAUAGAACAGGACCUUACAUUACAAUUUCCUUUCAAUGAUGGACUCUUUAAAAUUGUAGUAAUGUGCAAGUACGUUUUUUACAAACUAAAAAAUGUAGUAGAUAAGCUAUAGAAAAUUGAAAACAAUUUACGUUAAAGAAAAUUUUAAUGAUCUGCUCUUAGUGUUUAGUAACCAGUACUGCACAAAGCAGGCAGCAUCCAGAUAAGAAGCUCUUCUCUCUCUAAAUCUCCUUCACUCUGACUUCGGUUUGUAUUUGUGAUAUGAGGACUCUCCAGUUCUCAGUUUGAACCAGAACAUCAUGUUCAAAAUAGUCCUCAGAUUCUUUAUGGAGUUUCUAGUGGCUUGUGGCUAGAUUUUAUGAAAUUCACAGAUGCGUUCAGUGUGAUGUCAUCCUGUGCCUUUCAUGUAAGUUCAAUUUGCUCGUACAGCUUGAAGGUUGUAUUUGCAAAAUUAGGCCUUCGAUUUUUAUAAAUGAAAGAUCCCUCAGAACAGUAUCACAAGCUGUUUAUUUCCUCUGAAGUAUGUAAAAUGGGCUGUUUUUUACAUCACAAGGCAUUUUCAUUUGUUGCUUUUAUAUUUAGGAACUCUGAUCAGGAAUAUUAUAAGCUGUUUUUAAUUUUGCUUCUUACUCAAUAUAUAAUUUAUGCAUAUACUUUAUUAAAUAGAGUGUGUUUUGUAUAUAUGAAAAUAUUUUUCUCUUUCUAAUUUCUAGUUAAACUAGACAAAACAAACUAUUUGCCAAUUACUAAAAAGCAGUAUAUCAUUGUUCCUAGUCUCAACCAAUUACUAUAUAUUAUUGUAAGCUAGGACUUGUUAUUACCAUAAUAACAACACCGUGCAUAGAUACUAUUAUUUCAACCUGGCUGUACUGAAAGGCCUUAAAAGAAAUCCAAAAAGACGGUGAACUCCUAAUAUUUUUUAGUUUAAAAAAUGGCAGCUCUAUGUAUUCAUACACAUGACUUACAAGGUAAAAUACAAAUGUUAUACUGAAUGACAUGAGGUUUAAGAAUAAAUGUUAUAGAGUCCAUUAAAGGGGAAAGUUCGUUCUUUUAUUGUUGCAUUUAUCAGCUUUUUCCAGGGUGUUUUAUAAGUGAGUUAGGUUAUAAAGUUAGAACGUAAAUCAAAUGGCAUGUCUCAUGGAAGUACUUUCAGCAGCAGUAUGGAAUGAGAUUGGAGGGGGUGGUCUAGAUUUUACUGAGAAAAUAGAUUUAGGCAUUUGAUGCUACAGGUAUCCAUUCUGGCUUUGAAACAACUGACUGCAUCACUAACAACUGGAAUCUUUCUAAUGAAAAGAGUUGUCACUAGUAUUUGUAGCUAUAACAAAGCCCAAUCGCACCAUUAUAAACCAGCUUGGUGCUUUUUUCCUGCAGUGAAGAUAAGACCUAGGUAGCCGUUACUGUUAAAUCUGUCUUUCUCCAGACCAUGCCCGGAAUUGUGUGUGUGUGCUGAUAUAUCUUUGGGGAUUUGCCUGGUAUAAGUAUCAAAUCCAAUACUGCCUAAAAAUUAAAUAACAAUUUUAAAAACUUUCGAGAAGGCCCCUAUUUCCACCCCAGCUAUACCAAGUCCUCAAAGAUAAUGAAGUAUGUGUGUGUACCUGUAUAGACAUGUGUGUGCAUGUACACAUACACACACCUAUGCAUGUAUGGAGAGAUGAAGUUGCCCUGACUUUUUUAAUAAUGAAGCAGGAAAACAUUUAUCAAGUUUAUAGAUUAUUUUUCCUCUCUAUGUAUAAUUUACUAGAAAUUGUAUUUGGUUUGAGGUGCUAUUUGCUGCCGUUCUCCUCACACAGCAAAAUAUAUGUCUUUUUGUGCUGGAUUGACACAACUUACAGUCAUUACUCCCAAAAGUUUGUCUCUUCUUUUAGAAAAAGAUUAAAUAAGGCUCAGGAGACCCACUUCACUCUACUGAAGCUAAUGUACAAGGUGGUACUGCUGCUCUUUGUGUGCGUGAAUUUGCAUGAAGGCUUAAAGGCAAAAUCUUAUAUCUCAGUAAUUACAGAAAAUAGGGGCCCACUGGUGGGUAGCAGGUGUUGUCUCAGAAACCUGAGAAAGAUAGCCCACUUUCUUAUUGUUUUCUUAAAAUCCCCUAAGUUUUAUAAUAAAAGGAGAUAGUCCAAAUACAGCAAUUGACUAGCAUUCUUGUAAUUCCUGAGCCUGAAAUUACAGACUUUAUUUGUCUCCCAAAUGAGCUGCAAAAUGUAGUCAUUUAUUACUGCCCAGGAAACAAAGCGUAUUGCAAAUCAGCAAAGAGUUUUAGAAUAAUAUCCUUGUACCUUUCAGAAGUUUUCUUCUGUAGUCUUGUGUCUUCUGUACUGUUCACAUUUUGUGUAAAAUCCAUUUGCAUAUUUUCUUACUGUGCAUCCAGAGAAUUCUCAAUAAUAUUAUAUUUAGUGACAAAAAUAACAAACGGGACCACAAUUUAAAAAAAGAAAACCAAUGAGAAAAUAUCUAAACUACCCUGACGAAUGUACACGUGUGGAAGUGUAGAGCCUUGUAGGGCAGCUUCCUCCAGCCCGGUGCAGAUACCUAGGGCUCUAUGUAAAACUAUUUUCUUGACACCAUCAUCAUGUUUUACUUUUCAAUCCAAUCAGAAGUAUAAUCAAGGAUUUCAGAGGAAGGUAGCACCAACAGGGGAAGAGGCCAUAGAAUUGUGGGUGUUCUUCAAGAUGAGUUGGAGACCAAAUGAUAUCACAGUUUUCCAAGUGAGCUGAGAGACAGGCUAUGUGAAGGUAUCAAUUGUAGAUGAAUUAAGAGCACCAGUCACCAAAUUUUGUUGAAGGUCUUUAUCCAGAUACGAAGAAGUAACACAAAGCUACUUACAUAAAAGUAGAGUGGACCCGCCACUCAGGCGGGAAGGACCCUAAGGCCACUUUCACACAUAGACUAGACAAUUCAUAGAGGUUGUUCUUGAAUAGUUGUUAUAUUAUCUCGCAUUAAUAAUUAUUAUUCAAGACUUUUUUUCCCCCGUUCACCAUCCCCAUUUCAGCCAUGGCCAGCGCUGGAGGUAGCCAUGAGUAUCAGCAUCACCAAACACCCUCAGUCUCGAGCACAAAGUCAAACAUGCUAUGAAGCAUUUUUAGAAAUCUUGAAAACAUCAUGUGUCCACCAAAAUGCAUAAUAAUGAUGGUGGUAACUGCUAUAACUUACUAAGAUCUAGCACAGUAAUUUAUUACUUUGAUUCUUACAACAAUACUGCAAGGUAAGUAAUAUUACCAACAUUUCAGAGAUAAAGCAACGGCAGCAUAGAGGUUACGCAGACUUGCCCAAGGUCAUCAUCCAGUGAGUGAGCAGUAGAACUGGAAUUAGAACACAGGUAUAAACAACCCUAAGACUGAGACUAUGAAUCUUGCAGCUGCAUCCCUCUUUACUGGCUGCAAAAAAACCCCCGGGACAACAGUAUAUUCAUCAAUAACCCCACCCACCUCAAUUGAAUGGCAGAACUAGGAAAAAAAAGAAGAGAGAGAGAAACGGCUUGGGAAAGAGAAAUGCAAGGCAAAGGAGAAAAGGUGACUAGAGAUUGCUUUUCUUCUCAGGACACAUGGCACUUUGGUGUCUUAUUUGCAGAGGAUUUUGGUUUUCAAAGACUUGGUGAUUUCACUUACUCUGCCAGUUUAGCCUGUACUUAUGUUCUGAAAGUGUAUUGAUUUAUUGUACUUCUUGUAUACUGUUGGAAAUCCAAGAUGUUUUCAUUGGAGAUGGUCAUCUUUCUGCUCUGUGAAGUGGACAGCCUGUAUCAUUAGCCUCUAUCUUGCCAAUGUCAGUGACAGAGGAAAGACUUGUGUUGUCAGUGCAAUUUCCUUACAUUUCUUCUGCGCCCUUUCUUAAGCAUGGGUUUAUUUAUUCCUUCAUUUCAAAAACAUUUAUAAGAGUACCUACUGUGUGCCAUGCUGUUAUUCUAAGUGCUACAGAUACUUAGAUAAUAAAUUGGACAGUCUUUUUCCUCGUGGUGCUUGCAUUCUAUGGUCAGGAGACAGCCACGAAACGAUCCAAGUUUAGUUAGUAGAGGACUGAGUACAACGUGGAGUUCAGAAAAAUCUUUCUGGAGAAGGUAACCCCUGAGCCAGGUCUCAAAGAACAGAUACAGAUCAGACUCCCAUGUGGGAACACAUUCUCUCCAAGGGCAAAAUUUAAAACAGUGGUUCCCAAACCGUGGUUUAUUUAAGAAUUACUUUGAGAUCUUAAUUUGUAUUCCAAAGCCUCAUCGCCACAAAUUUUAUCUCCUUUGCUCUGGGGUGGAGCACAAGAAUCUACAUUUUAGUAAGCUCCCCAGGAAAGUCUCUGAGAUUUAUUGGUAUAGAAUACUGGGCUCAUUAUAUAGCAAUUAUUGAUAGCAGUGUUGCAGGACACACAGAUUAGAUCUUUAAAUAUGACCGUGAUAAAUAAGAGUGAGAUUAAGGUUAGGAUUGUGCUGUUGAUCUUACUUGUACUUCCUUAAACAGAAAGAUAUUUGAUGAAAAAUUAAAAGGGACAGUUAGUUAUGAGGUUCUGUAUGUUUGCAUUCAACAUAACUUUUUCAGAGUGUUCCUUAGUAUAAUAAAUAAAUUAUGUUGGUUUUAUAAUUCCUGAAGAUUCUUUUGGAUCAUUCAAAUAUCUCCUUCCAUGCUGUCUUUACAACGAUAGAUACAAGGUAAAGGGAGAGUCUGAGGAGACAUUUAUCCAGUGUAUCAGUGUCAGCAUUCUGAACGAAACUAGGACUGACCUUUAAGUGACACAUGGUGGCAUUUAUCAUUCUCGUACAUAGUAAGCUUCCUCACCUUUUGUCGUCAUCCUAAAGGACUUCAUUGUCAUUCCACUUACCAGGUGAGCCUCAUCCCUGACCCUUCACUAGGAACACCAGUGUUUCUCUCACCUCUGCUCUAAUCUCCAGUUCCUUGAUUGCUUUGUUCUUUCUCAGGGUCCUUUAUUUCAAAUAGCAAGUUCACACAGCAGCCUCAGGUCCUCUUCUUUCUCCAAAAGUAAAUGCUGUGGCCAGGGUUGAUCUGAGUAUCUGUUUUCCCUCACCUCAAGGGUCGCCAUGACUCCUCUCGGGUGCAGUGUUUUACAUCUUGAAAGGUCCUUUUCCAACAAAGAUCUGUGAUGAACCCACUGAAAAAUGAGGUGAUUUGACUAUUUGAAAUAACAUUGUUACAGAAUGAGGCUUUUUUUGUGAUUGCUGCCAUAUCAUCGGUCUGGCUGUAGCUUGAGAUCUGGUUAAUGUUACCGCAGUUUGAAGAAGUUUGAUAGACUGGAAUUAUGGUGCAUCAUCAAAAAUGAAUGUAAGAAUCUUGUUCUUUUCUGUCCCAGUGUGAACAAACAUGUGUCUCUUUCAAAAUGUUCCUUCUUUCUUCCUUCCUGCCUUUUUUACCCGCUUGUAUCCAUAUACAUUCACAGCAGCCACUAGACUUCAUCAGGGUUGAGUAACACCUGUCAGAAAGUGAACCCCUGGCUUUCUUCUCUCAGUCACACAGACUGGACAGCAGGGAGGACCAGAGAGGUUUCCUCAGAGGUGAGAGGGAGAGCAAACCAUGACACUCUUGAGUCCUUGGAGGUUUGCUGCUGCGUUGGUGGUUUGCAUUGUUGUGCACUCACCCUGAGCAGCGGGAAGGACCCUAGGGUCAUGUUGUGUGGGUGGGAACCAGAGGCGAUUUACUGACCUGCCCAGAGUUCGGCAUGACUUGAUAAUAGAAUUUCAACCUCUCGGUACAUACAGAUUUCUAAGUAAGUAAUUAUGAGAACAAAGGCACUGCCGUGGCAAUAGUUUCACAAGAUUUUUGCAUUAUUUCAGUGUCAGUUUGGCAGUCUAUACCUUAAACCGUCCUAUUAUUUUAAGGCCCUUUUCACCCUUUUCUUUAUGACUCUGAUUCCUGUUUGAUAUUUGAGUUUGUCCUUCAGAUACUUAGUCUCACUUUAAAAAGAAAAGCCUUAACCUGUUCUGUUUAUUUCUUCAACAUGUGGUCAGUUGCUUACCUGUGUUUAAAAUGAAUACUCAGUAGAUGAAAUAUUGAUACAAUACCAUACACUGCAAAACUGAUUUUCUAAAAUUUGUUUGUAUUUUAAGGUAUUGCUAGAAUGCUUACUUCCAUAAAUCUGAGCAGUUAAUAUAAAUAUGAUUAUUUUGUUUCAUGAGAAAAGGGGACUUUUCCCUUAUCUCUGAGAUUUGUUUCUCUUGCCUUUCACAUCUGGUUGAAGGGGGCAGGCUGUGAGCCUCUCUCAGCACUUUCUUUGUCAGUUUGGAGGGUGUCCCCUCCUCUUUACGGUACUUUAGUGACAGUCUCAGUUUUUCUACCCUCAGGGCAGGUUCUCACCAGUGGCUCCUGUUCAUAACCCUCAUUAAUGUUGCUGAAAGAAAUACGUGAGCGCCCACAGGAAAAAAAAAAGAUCCCUAAAGUGUGAAGAAUCAGUGUCUCAGGGCCCUGGUGUAGGGUGGCAGCUUUACUCCCUACAUGUGACUUCAGUCACAUUGGGGUAGAAGCCAGCUCCUUGGGAAUAAGAGUUUAGGUCCUUAUGUCCAAAACCUUCUCUUUUUGUCUUCUCUCUUCCCUUUGUAGCUUGCACAUAUUUUUUUAAAUUUUGUGAGAAAGCCUUUAAAAACCUGUUUUCAAAAUUCUCAAAUGUUCUGAACCAGACAAUUUCAUAAAAAGGAAACCGAAGUCUAUACCACAGAAGAACCAUAGAAAGCCUUUGUGGGGAGGGAAGGCUUGCUUUUGUUUGGGACAGCCUUUGGGGUCAAUAUUGGGGAUACUUACAACAUUCUGUAAUUAUGUCACAGGUAUUUUGUGAGGGGAGACCAGGGUAGUUUUUGCAAUACAAAUUGGCUCUCUUAGUAUUUAAGUAUUUUUUAAACAAUUAUUUGAAGUACAGCUAGAAAAUAAUAGUGAUACUUUAAACACUAUUUUGAAAUUACAAAUAUUACUUUAAAUUUACUAAGAAAAUUUGCAUUCAUAGCUUGCAUUACAAAAUUAAUUUAGAAUUUUUCUGGAUGACUUUGAGAUGAUGUGUUUUUAUAGUGAAAAUAAUAAAGUGGCAAUAAUUUUGAGGAAUCUUUAAAACUGUCAUGGAGAGACAGACAAACUGGAUUUUUACGAGAAUUUUGAAAUAUGAAAGUAUAUCAAUAUUCUCAGUUCAGUUAGACUUGAUAAAGAACAGUUAGUAUAUGACUGUUAAGGGUCUUGUAAAUGUUAGGAUCUAUUCUUUUUCUAAAACUCGUGAUAUCUAUUGUUGCUCAGCAUUCUUGCAUUAUGUUUUAUUUCUCAAAAUAAUGGACUAUGGAAAACUCAAUUAGUGGAAUCUCUUAUUCAAUAUCCCUUUACUUUUCUCCUUCCUCUUUCUUCCUUCUUCCCUCUAUUCCUCCCCUCCCUUCCUUUCUUCCUAUUUAAUUUUUUUGAGGCAAGAAGCUUCCUUAAUAAUAUAGUUUCUACAGAGCUUUCUUACUUAUUUUUCUAAUAAUGGAUUUACCAGUGUGAUGAAGUUUAAAUGCUCUGUGAGCAAAACUCUGUUCAACGGUCUGAAGAAAUGCACUCCUGUUUACCAUUUCCCUUGGUCUUAAACUGUCUCCAGCAUACUUCCCAGUGACUCCACAACAUUAAUGGAUCUUACUAAUAUAUGCGAGUGUCUGUAUGGUUAUCAGUAGUGUUGUAGUAUCGUCACAUAUUAAUGUGCAUUUUGGGUCAAAACUAGAAACAGGUGUGUGUGAAACAACUCAUUUUAUAGAAUGAUCAUGUAUCUAAUCAUUUUCAUGUAAUUGGAAAUGUGCUGUAUGUUGCGUUUUAUUCUCACAUCUACUUUUCUACUCUCUGUACACACCGAUUGUCUCGGUGCCCUUCUCCUUUUGUAUAAUUGUAUUACAAGAAGAAAUUACCUCUGUGUAAACAAUGU
Molecule: messenger RNA, 12215 nt
Organism: Phyllostomus discolor (pale spear-nosed bat)
Lineage: Eukaryota; Metazoa; Chordata; Mammalia; Chiroptera; Phyllostomidae
Gene: SYT14
Product: synaptotagmin 14
Exons: 9
Coding region: 1835-3559 (574 amino acids)
Source: RefSeq, a predicted model, not a curated record